AUGAAUUGGAAUAAAGGAGCUACAAGUAUUGAAGCUGAUGGAAUUGCAGAUGGAUUUAAAAAAAGUAUCGAGUUGCAUGGAGUUAAAUUUUCUAAAUUGAUCGGCGAUGGAGACAGUAGUGUUAUAAAACGAUUAAAUGAGAUACUUCCAAAUGGACCGUCAUUGAGAGUGCGAAAAAUUGAAUGUAGGAAUCAUUUGUUAAGGAAUUAUUCGAAAAAAAUGGUAGCAUUGAGUAAAAGAACAGACUUUCCAAUCGAAAUUAGAAAAAAUAUACAGAACAACAUUAUAAGGCUAAGAACUGACAUCUGA
Sipha flava (yellow sugarcane aphid) is the source of this 309-nucleotide messenger RNA. RefSeq lists its product as uncharacterized. The coding region runs from base 1 to 309 and encodes 102 amino acids. The transcript has 2 exons. NCBI's taxonomy places the organism in Eukaryota, Metazoa, Arthropoda, Insecta, Hemiptera, Aphididae. The record is from RefSeq and is a predicted model, not a curated record.